Molecule: messenger RNA, 608 nt
Organism: Colletotrichum godetiae
Lineage: Eukaryota; Fungi; Ascomycota; Sordariomycetes; Glomerellales; Glomerellaceae
Exons: 3
Coding region: 1-219 (72 amino acids)
Source: RefSeq, a predicted model, not a curated record
AUGCGUUUCUUCCUCGUCUUACUCCUCGCUGCGAUGCAGCUCUGCGGCGUCAACGCUAUCUUGCGACUUCAGAAGUGCGGCACAGCGUUUGACAAAAACUGGGUGUCAAACUGCAGUCCCACGGAUCAGGAUGGCUGCUAUUCUCUUUGCAGCAACAAGUGCCGCACUGCUAGUGGAAGAUGGAUGGCGAACGGUGCCGACUGCGACUGCUACUGCUAGAAGAUUGGCAACGUGAACGCAGUUUUUACUCGAUUUGAUGCAUUCUGUUCGUUUCUCAGCUGCAUAAGGCUCAUGUGUUACGAAGGGAUCAUUAAUAGGCAGAAGGAUCGUAGUUCAAUACAGAAUAGUCAAUUCCUUAUCAAUAGCGCAACCGGUCCAUCCUGAGAGCAGCAGCUACCAAGACGCAAGACAACGUCUUCGUGCCUACGCGGGAGGCAGUUGAUGAACCGUUUCGUUUCUCCCGCCUCCUUGUCUCUGGCUGAUCCUCUGCUUUCUCUUCUAACUCCCUUCUCUUUGCACGCUCCACUACCGAGGGCUCGAUGUGUAUACACUGAGGAAUACCAAAUAGGUCAAAUGAGAUCUUGAAAGCAAGGAAAGAGCUAGGAACU